CAGUAAUCAAAUAUGGCGGUUGUCGUCAGUCAAACUUGAUUCUUUUCGGCAGUUGUUCAUGCACUUCGUUUCUUCGAGGUAAAAAAGAAACAAAAAAAACAUGGCUUCAAUUUUUCGGGCUUCUCUCCGCCCGUUUUUUCGAGCUGUUGAUCAAACAUUCUUUCCAAGAAGCUGUCCCGUGCGUUGGAAAUCUGCAUCGUCACAAGCUCAGGUUAGUUACGCAGGCAUCAACGAUGACAUAAGAGGAGCCUUUGAGCACAUAGUAGGUGGAAAAAAUGUUUCAUCUGCAAUGGUUGUAAGGGAACAACAUGGGAAAGAUGAAUCACACCACAAAUGUCAUCCUGCGGAUCUUGUUGUGUGGCCAACUAACAGAGAACAAGUCAUCCAAGUGGCCAAGCUCUGUAAUGAUUAUUGUAUUCCAUUGAUUCCUUUUGGAUCUGGAACAGGCCUGGAGGGAGGUGUUGUUGCAAAAAAGGGUGGUGUCAGUGUUGACAUGACAAAAAUGAAUGAAAUUCUUGAGGUGAAUGCAGAAGAUUUUGAUGUCACAGUACAAGCAGGUGUUACAAGGAAUCAGCUAAACAAUUAUGUGAGGGACACAGGGCUGUGGUUUCCUGUUGAUCCAGGAGCGGAUGCCAGUUUGGGUGGUAUGGCAUCAACAAGUGCAUCUGGAACAAAUGCAGUCAGGUAUGGGACCAUGAGAGAGAAUGUUAUGAACUUGGAAGUAGUUUUAGCAGAUGGAAGAGUUGUCAAUACUGCUGGAGAAGGGCGAAGAACUAGAAAGACAUCCGCUGGAUAUAACCUUACAAACUUGUUUGUGGGUUCUGAGGGUACCUUGGGAAUUAUCACAAAAGUGACACUAAGGUUGUAUGGGAUACCAGAAUCGACAGCUUCGGGAGUGUCAUCAUUUUCUGACGUCAAGUCAGCUGUGGAUGCUGUGGUAGAAAUUCUACAGAGUGGCAUUCCCAUGGCUCGUAUUGAGUUUCUUGAUGAUGUGCAGAUUGAUGCUUGUAACAAGUUCUCAGGACUGAAUUACCCUGUAACUCCAACACUGUUCUUGGAGUUUCAAGGGUCAGAGAAUGGGGUCAAGGAGCAAGCCUCUGUCGCAGGUGAGAUUAUUGAAAGUAAUGGUGGGUCUAAGUUCCAGUGGGCCACAGAAAUUGAAGAGAGAAAUAAAUUGUGGAAGGCACGACACAAUGCAUGGUAUGCUGACAUGGCUCUUAGACCUGGUUGUAAGGGAGUAUCAACAGAUGUCUGUGUACCCAUCUCACGACUGCCAGAGAUUAUCGUGGAAACUAAAGAAGAUAUCAUGGCUUCUAACUUAAUUGCCCCUAUUGUUGGGCACGUGGGCGAUGGAAACUUCCAUUGUUUUAUUCCCGUAAAACCGGAUGACGAGGAAGAACUCCGGGUAGCGAAGGAAUUCACCCUCAGAUUAGGAAGACGAGCCCUUGCCAUGGGAGGCACGUGUACUGGAGAACAUGGUGUUGGGUGUGGCAAGCAAGCUCUGUUACCUGAAGAGAUUGGUGCAACGGGUGUGCAAGUCAUGAAAGACAUAAAGAACUUGUUCGACCCGAAUGGGAUUAUGAACCCUGGAAAAGUAUUCAUAUAAAAAAGGCGAUCUCUCGUGUUACACACAACGAAACAUAGAAACAAACUAAAGUUAUACAUAAGCAUAAACGAGAGGAAAUAAAUGAGUGAUUACCAGUUGUUUUAAACUGGAUAAAUGAUCGCUGAUCACUAGACUCCGUUCUGAGUAUAAGUUAUACCUCUUACUAAGUAAUUCUUCUUUUCUUACUUAUCCAGCAAAAGUUACCAAACGUGAAAUAGAUUUAAAGAUUACGGAAGAGAUAUGCAUAUAGUCAGAGAGGUGUUGUUUAAAAUUAGUGUCCGUAAAUCAACUGUGUAACUUUUGUGUUCUUUAGAGGGGUAAAUGUUUUCCAAGUUCCGAAAUGACUAUCAAUUGAUUACUAGCUACCGUAAUUUCAAGGCGACUAAGUUAACUCUUUAACUCCCAAGAUCUCAUUAGUAAUUCUCCUUACUGUCUGCCAUACAGUUCUCAUGAUGUUAGUUUGGAGAAUUUGGUAUUGGAUCAGCUUAUAAUCCCCUAACUGAUAUUUUUCUCUAUUCUCAUCACUUGUCUGCUUGAUAUUGUAAUGAUAUUGUGAGGAGAAAUUCUGUCUUGGUCGUUCAUGGGAGUUAAAGGGUUAAAAGGUUUAUGUAAACCAGCGCACAAGAAUCGAAAGAAAUGGCUUUUUUCCGUGGAGCUUUUGUACACUUAAAUGGUUAUCGCCUUUAGAAAUAUGUAAAAAAAAACAAAAGACAAAAGCAAACAAACAAACGAACAUUUAAGUACUCUAUUUAUCCUGGUGACAGAGGGGAAAAAGAAA
Pocillopora verrucosa is the source of this 2384-nucleotide messenger RNA. Its product is annotated as probable D-lactate dehydrogenase, mitochondrial. Gene Ontology annotation, cellular component: mitochondrion. NCBI's taxonomy places the organism in Eukaryota, Metazoa, Cnidaria, Anthozoa, Scleractinia, Pocilloporidae. Gene Ontology annotation, biological process: lactate catabolic process. The record is from RefSeq and is a predicted model, not a curated record. Gene Ontology annotation, molecular function: D-lactate dehydrogenase (cytochrome) activity; FAD binding; D-lactate dehydrogenase (NAD+) activity.